AUGAAGGCCCUCUUCUAUUAUUGGAUCACCUCCAACUUGUUCUCCCUAGUAUAUGGAUUAAGUAAGUUAAUAGAACUAUUUUGGCAUGAUUCCACCGGGUCAAUGGAACAAUUAAAGUCAACAGUUGACCAACCUUUGACUAAUAGUCCUCUCAGCAAGAUGUUAUGCAAUGUUUACCCUGGCCUUCAUUAUUUCUUUUUUACUAAAUUUGGAGUAGCUGAAAAUCCUCCUCUCCUUGGCUACCUUCAAUCUUUGCUACAAUUAUCAUCCACAAUUUUGCCAUCACAAGCAGCUAAAACAGUUUCCGAUGUUUUUGAACAGUGGAAUGAUGGAAUGGAAUCUGGGAUUCUGAGUUCUGAAGAUAUUGGCUACUUGAAGAAGAGCAUACACAAAAAGAAAACGACAAUACUUCCAACUGUACAAGAUAAAUGCAUUUCUUUACAUGAAUCCUUUGGUCUUUUAUGUCGGUGUGAUGAUGAACAUCUGAAAAAAGAAUUCAAGAACUUGAACAAUGUCGAUUUUCUAUGUUUUGGGGAUCUUAAUCAUGAAGAAAAAAAAUCCUUUGGGAUAAGAUUUCUUUCUUACUUCAGAAUUUCGGAAUCCCUUUGCUUUCUAAGUAAUAAAGAAACCCUCAGUGAAGAAGUUUCUCAACAUACCCGUACUCAUACCUCCACCACCAUCUCCCACUAA
Lactuca saligna is the source of this 690-nucleotide messenger RNA. The record is from the annotation of a GenBank genome assembly. NCBI's taxonomy places the organism in Eukaryota, Viridiplantae, Streptophyta, Magnoliopsida, Asterales, Asteraceae.